Messenger RNA from Notechis scutatus (mainland tiger snake), 7019 nucleotides. RefSeq names its product zinc finger CCCH-type containing 12C (gene ZC3H12C). The record is from RefSeq and is a predicted model, not a curated record. Gene Ontology annotation, molecular function: RNA endonuclease activity; mRNA binding; metal ion binding. Lineage: Eukaryota; Metazoa; Chordata; Lepidosauria; Squamata; Elapidae. Gene Ontology annotation, cellular component: nucleus; cytoplasmic ribonucleoprotein granule.
AAGUGAAUGUUAUUUGUGACAAGGCUAUGGGUUUUUUUGGUUUGUUUUGGGCUGAGGGCAUUUUUUUGGUUUUGAACACUCCUUGCAACUUUUACCACUUAGAAAUAAUUCCUUUUCUUUGUUUCAUGAAUUAGAAACAAUGAAGAAAAGCUGAAGUCUGCUUAGGCCAGGUGUUUCUUGUUGGCAGGCUGUUCUCUAAUGACUCUGGCUCUCAUACAGCAGCUGCCUGCUAGUCUCUUUUGUAUGGGCUAUUGUUGUAGCACACCCCUUAUUAUUAUACAUGCUGCCAGGGGCAGACCUAAGAAUGACAUCAGCUUGCUUCUCUUAGAAAUCUACAAACCUGACGUAGGGUGGAGAGUUUGCCGUGCAUCUGCCUGGCCAACUAAUUGUGAAUCUUUCCUGCACUGUGAUUGGUGGUUCUUCUGCUCAGUAAUAGGUUAAGCAAAAACCUACUCCAUCUGGCCAACCAUUCAUUGUUCUGUUUGCCUGCCUGGAAGUUUGAAGCUGAAGUUGUAUUAAGGAGUACUUUUGGAACUGCUGCAAAACGCUUGUGAUUGUUAUAUUUGUGCUGGCCAGAAGGACGGCGGGAUACUUUGUACACAGAAAAACCAACAAAGUGGAGUCAACCACAUGCAGCAGCAGCUUCAUGGGCUUGAAGGAUCAUUUGAAGCAUGACCUUGGGCACCUCUAUGAGGAUACACCAGAGACUCAAAUAAGUGCAAUAGCACCUUGGUCAAUGAUACAAAAACCAACCAUGGAUAAAAUUAAUUCUAGAAAGGGGGAUCCUAAGAAAGAACUGUCUGAAGAAAUGGGAACCUUCAGUCGUGAUUCUGAGAAAAAUACAAAUUCUGAUAAUGAAUUGGGAAAAGCAACUAAAAUUAGAACAGAACCAUUCUCCUUAUCUAAGGAUCACAGACAGACGUAUCCCUCUUUAGAACCACAUAUACUAAAGCGCAAUGAAAUUUUACAAGACAUUAAGUUAGAGGAAGUUCAGAUAGGAACUAAAGAAAUUAAAAAGCCUCCUGAUAUGGUGAAAGAAUAUCAAACCAAACUUGACUUUGCACUUAAGUUAGGUUACUCAGAAGAGCAAGUUCAACUUGUGCUAAAUAAACUUGGUACUGAUGCUUUAAUCAAUGAUAUAUUGGGGGAACUGGUCAAACUUGGAAAUAAAACUGAGGCAGAUCAGAGUGUAAGUUCUAUUAACCCUAGUGUAAUGCGAGAAGCAUCUUCCGUUGACUCUCAAAGAUCUGACUCUCCUCUUCAGGAAGAUGUGCUUGUGGAUGGUGACAACCUGAGGCCAAUAGUUAUUGAUGGCAGCAAUGUGGCAAUGAGCCAUGGAAACAAAGAAGUCUUCUCUUGUCGUGGGAUAAAACUGGCCGUGGACUGGUUUUUGGAAAGAGGACACAAAGAUGUCACAGUGUUUGUACCAGCAUGGAGAAAAGAACAGUCUCGACCAGAUGCACUCAUUACAGAUCAAGAAAUAUUGCGUAAAUUAGAAAAAGAGAAAAUCCUGGUGUUCACCCCAUCACGGCGAGUUCAAGGGAGAAGGGUGGUAUGCUAUGACGACAGAUUCAUAGUGAAGUUGGCUUUUGAGUCAGAUGGCAUAAUUGUAUCUAAUGAUAACUACAGGGAUCUAGCUAAUGAAAAGCCAGAAUGGAAGAAAUUUAUUGAUGAGCGCCUCCUGAUGUAUUCAUUUGUCAAUGACAAAUUCAUGCCUCCAGACGAUCCUCUCGGCCGACAUGGCCCAAGUCUGGAGAACUUUCUGAGGAAGAAACCUGUUGUACCAGAACAUAAGAAGCAACCCUGUCCAUAUGGGAAGAAAUGCACUUAUGGACAUAAAUGCAAAUAUUACCACCCAGAAAGAGGAAAUCAACCUCAGAGGUCAGUAGCUGAUGAACUUCGUGCCAUGUCUAGGAACACAGCUGCCAAAGCUGCUGGUGAAGGAGUACUGGUGAAAAGCAACAGUGUUCCUUGUAGUACUAAGGCAGAUAACACUACAGAUCUCAAGCGAACUACUCCAAAGAGGCAAUCGGAUCCUAGCAUAAGGACUCAAGUCUACCAAGACUUGGAAGAAAAGCUUCCCACCAAAAAUAAAUUGGGAACCAGGUCUGUACCUUCUUUAGUUAGUAUACCAAGUUCUGCUGCUGCUGCAAAACCCCAAAGUACUGCACCUUUAACCAAUGGCCUUCCACCUGGAGUUCAUUUCCCACCUCAGGAUCAAAGACCACAGGGACCAUAUUCUCCAGUUACAAUGACAACCAAAAAUCAUGGAACGCCAAUGCCUUAUGAGCAGUAUCCCAAAUGUGAUUCCCCUGUGGAUGUAGGUUAUUACUCUAUGCUCAGUGCAUAUUCAAACCUCAGUAUCUCUGGUCCCCGAAGUCCUGAAAGACGUUUCUCUUUGGACACCGACUACAAAAUUAGUUCUGUGGCUUCUGAUUGUAGUAGUGAAGGGAGUAUGAGUUGCGGCAGUAGCGAUUCCUACAUGGGCUACAACGAUCGAUCCUAUGUGAGUUCUCCAGACCCUCAGCUGGAAGAGAAUCUAAAAUGUCAACAUCUGCAUCUCCAUAGCCAUCUAAACUCACAGUCCUUCUUACAGAGUUACCAUGAUACACUAACCAGAGUGCAGAGUUAUAGUCAUGAAGAACCAAAGCAUCAUCCGAAGCCUCCAGCUCCAUACAUGGCCGUGCACCUUCAGCAUCCAAACAUGGGAAGCCAUUCUACUUGUCCUAUUGACUACCCUGCUUCUCAGAGUUCUCCGCAUUCAAAAAGCAUACCUCUGGGGAGAGCUCUUGCAUCCACCAGACUGGACAGUGUAUCUGACUCACGUUUGUAUGAUAAUUCUCCAUUGAGAAAAAGGAAAACAUACUCCGCUCAAGAUGGACUCGGUAGUUGGGAUAGGCCAAUCUAUGGGAUGGAUACAUAUGGCUAUCGUCAAACUUACUCUUUACCUAGCAAUCCCAGCCCACCAUGUUAUGAGCAGUUUCCUUUCCAAAGCUUACCUGAGCAACCUGAUCAGCCUUGGCAGAUACCUUACUGUGGAAUGCCUCAAGACCUUCCAAGGUACCAAGACAGUCGAGAGAAAGUCUACAUCAACCUGUGCAACAUUUUCCCGCCUGAUCUGGUGAGGAUUGUUAUGAAAAGGAAUCCUCACAUGGCAGAUGCUCAGCAGCUUGCCGCAGCCAUUUUAGUGGAGAAGUCUCAGCUAGGUUAUUGAUGACAUGAUAUUGAUGAUGCAUCUUUAUGGUGUCUAUUAGUUCAGUUUCAGCUGUAUCGCUGAGGGAGGUUUGCUACAAUAGCAUUUGUGAUCUCCUUCUCAGCAAGGAGGUUAUAUAGUAAUCCAUAUAUGUGAAAUACUGUGCCAUGGAACCUGUAUGUACAACCCCACACACUAGAAGUAACAGGAUUUAUUUUAAAUACUCAUUUUUUAAAAAAAUCAUGGCUGGAAUGUCUCUCCAGCUGAAUAUAUUACAACUCUGAUGUCUCAAGUAAGAAUCCCUAGUGAAUGUGGGUUUUAUAUGCAGCACUUUUUAAUAUUUGUUACGUAUUUAUUAAAUUACUGGGUUAUCUUUCAAGUGCAAAGCAUUUUUUUUUCAAAAUAGCAGAAAACUGAAGAGGAUUUUAUGUGCUCAGCCAACUUUUUUUCAAGUCAAGCUUAUUAGGAUCUAUUUUUUCAUAAUUAAAUUAUUUAAUUUUAUUGUGUGAUUUUCUUUGUAUAUAAUCAUUAUAUUUAUAGAAAACAAGAGUUUCACAGCACUGAUUUUUUUUUAAUGUAUAAGUUACCAGUUUUUACAUUGAAAUGGGUAACAAUAUAUUAGUACUUUAUAGUAUGGCACUUUUUAAUUUGGCUAUGGAUUUAAUUUAUUUGUUGAUUACUGUUAAUUUUGGUGUAAGCAGAAGCAAUCAGUAGGAGAGAAACCUGUUUUUAUUAAUUUAUUAUACAGAUGAAAAAUACUUUAUGUGCAGGUUCUGAAAUUAUUGAGCUUAUCCAGUUCCUGACUGUCACAAGUUUGACUACAAAUAUAUCAAUUUAGGCAGCAGUCUUGUGCAGCCAAUGUACAUUUCCAUUAAUCAGAAAUGGCAUUGAAAAGUGUAUCUCUUGUUCCUUUACUUAAUGCACAGGUAUUUCAUAAAAUAACUGUUUUUAAAGAAACAAAAUGUGUUCUCAAUGCAAUUUUUGUAUAUAAGAUUGUGUAUUUUCAUGCUAUUUAUUGAGAAGGUUUUAACAUUGUGUUCAGGAUAUGCAACAUCUUAACUGCACUAUAGUAAUGGAAAUUAUAGAUGAAAACAGCACAUUCUUUUUGUGAAAUACUGUAUAGAAUUAGUUUGUCUAGCCUGUUGCAUUAUUCUUGCCAUGAACAACAUAACUUUAGAAGUAGACACUGUCAUCUCUUCUAGUAUUAGUAUGGGAGAUUUCUGGUUUUAAGUUUUGAGUUUUUCUAGCUCUUGUAAAAUGUAAUUUUACAUAAGUAGAGUAACAGUAGAUCUCACAGUGCCUGAUACCGUAAACAUCGUGAUUGACUGCUCAUGUAGUUGAAGUCCCUUAAGAGCUUCACACUGUGAUGAUUCCCAAGUUUACAUGAUCAUUGCUAGGUGGAUGACUGCAACUUGAAGAUGCUGUAGAACCAGAAAGUACCUACGCUGUUGAUACAAAUUGUAUCUUUAACUAUUAGAACUAUUUAAUUUAUAGAUCUAACUUUCUAAAAGAACAUUGAAUUGUGUGAAAAUGAUUUUAGACUUUGGGCAACAUUUUAUCUCUUAUUUUUUUAAAAAAAUUAUUUCAAACCUAAACUUUUUUUUUGUUUUAAUACCCCCGUGAUCAUUUAUCAUAAAACUGAGUAAGAUGAUAGCUAAAAAUAAUGAUAAAAUGCUGCCUAAAAAGAUGUCCAAGCACCUUUGAAUACAUUUUCGCUACUUAUGCAACACCGUGUGUUGUAAGAAGUAGGACGUUGAUACACAGUAAAUGCUUCUGCAAAGCAUUAUACUUUUAGAGGUAUCCAGUAAUCUGAACCAUGUUCAGCAACUUUAAUUCAGGAAUUACUCUUCUACAUUGUUCACUAUUGUAUAAUCAAAGAGGAUAUUGCUUCUGUUAGGUUCAUCUUACAUUUUGUCCAUGUCUCCUGAAGAAAAACCUCUUUCAAUAUUUCUUUAUCUUGUCCCCAACUUCCUUGCUUUUGCAGAAUAUAUUUUAUUGGAGAGAUUGUACAUUUUGCAUGGGUAUGCAGAUCCUCUUUCAUUUGAUAUAGAACUGACUGGUUGCAGAGGGCUUAUUAUUCACAUGUAAGUUCAAAGACUUGAUAACAAGUAUGCAUGCAUCCUUAAAAUAUAACUGGUGAGGGCAAAAUGCAGAAACAUGACUUCUGGAAUAGAAGCAUUUUAUAUUUAUUUUCAAUUGAUGUAUAGGGAGUCAUAUUUAGAUUGACUGCAGCAUCCUUUCUUGAAAAAAGGAUAUGAUUGUACAUUGUGUGCUAUAGUGUUAAAAUGUGCAAUUGCUGCACUUGUGUAAUGCAGAAUUUAAACACAUUGAAAAGAAAUGUGCUGGCUUAACUGAAUUUGGGGCACACGGCAGCUCUGCUUUGAUACUCAUCUUCAGAGCUGAUAUGGUCUUCUCUAGUUACAAUUAAAAGCAGGUUUCUCCCCCAUGCCACACAAAUGGCUCUGUUGUUUUUCCACUGAAAUAACUUAAUGUAACUGGCUCUACUGUGUACUGCAUUUUACAGAAAGCGCCAGAGUGUGAAAUAAUCGAUUUUCUGCCCUCGUUCUAUCAUUCUUCAAUAGGAAUACUUGGUUUGGGCUGUGUAAUUUUGCCAUUUUAUAAACUGUUGAAUUUGAUGAAGUUUAUUUUUGUUCCUUUUUGUGCUGCAUAGGUCUUUAAUAAGCUAUUUGAGUAAAGAGUAUUCUUUUUAAGUUCUAACAUUUAGAACAGGGAUCCCCAAACUUGGCAACUUUACGACUUGUGGACUUCCACUCCCAGAAAAUCCACUGUUAACUACCUGAGGCCUCGUAAGGCCCAAGAAACUCAAGGAUCAGUUGCUUACUAUUAAAUCCAAUCUGCUGAACAGGCUUGCUCUUGCUGGGGAAAAAUUGGAGGCAGAAAUGAAUUGUUCACCUCCCUGAACUCCUGGAAGAAAGGCAGGAUAUAUAACAUUCAACCCAAUGAUCUACUGUUAAUCCCUUUAGUUCAACUCUUUUUGUCAUGAUGCACCAGAUAUUCAGAGGCUGCCGUUAUUGUUCACCUCCUGAAACUGGUUCUUCUAGAGUAUAUUUCAGUAGGUUUUCAGAAAUGCUGUGUUGUGCUGGAAUAAAAAAAGAAAGUAAUUGCAGUAAAUCUGAUCUAUUUCAUACCAAAUGCUUGAUGAAAUUCAGAAACACACCCACCAACUCUAUGCACUUCCACUAACACAAGGAGUAUUCACAUUAUCUCAAAAAGAGUCUUUUCAGUGAGCAAAUUAAAAAAGCAUGCAUGAUUGGUGCAUUCAUGCAUAUCAAUUUUGGAUCCAGGCAAUUAUGAUUGUAAAGUUUAAAUGUAAUUUUAUUGGGUAAAUUUUUAGCUUUGAAUGUUCACACAGUUACACUUUAUUCCACAAUUACAAAAGUUGUCCUAGACAAAAUGAAAAUAUAACUAUGUUAUUAUUUGGCAGUUAGCUGAUGGAUAUCAAUAACUGAAACCAUUUCAGUAUUUGUAAUGUACGGAUACAUAGGAGUUCAUAGUAUUAUAUUUUGUGCAAAUACCUACAUUUGUACAAAUACUUUUUAAAGAUAAACUGAAGUUUUCAGUAGCUUUGUGUGUGUCACAUUAACAUUUUUGAAACCUCUAAUCUUUUUAAAAUUAAUAUGUUUUCUUAUAUAUGAGACUCAAAUAUUAUUUUUAGGAAAGUAUCAUUGUAUUGUCAUAGCUAACCUUUUAUUCCUAAAUUCCCAGGCAUAUCAAAAAUUAUUUUAUAUGAGAAAACAUAAUUGCAGCCACUUCUUUUUGCAGCUGCUGUGCAUUAGAAUGUCAUUUUAAAUCUGAUAAUUCUAUG